Molecule: messenger RNA, 6422 nt
Organism: Mya arenaria
Lineage: Eukaryota; Metazoa; Mollusca; Bivalvia; Myida; Myidae
Product: sushi, von Willebrand factor type A, EGF and pentraxin domain-containing protein 1-like
Exons: 40
Coding region: 486-6422 (1978 amino acids)
Source: RefSeq, a predicted model, not a curated record
CAUGCAGUUCUGGGUACUACGCGGAUGGUCCGUCACUGCUAAAAUGCCAGGCGGAUGGGUCCUGGAAUGGCUCCGUUCCGCUUUGUGUGUGCGAUAUACCAGACGCUCCAACUAAUGGAUGGGUAGAAGUUAUUUUAGGCGGAUAUGUGGCCUCCUACAGUUGUGAAGCUGGCUUUACUAUAGAGGGUAAUACUACCAGACAAUGUCAGACUGGUGGUCUGGGCUGGGACGGAGGCCAACCUUCAUGUGUUCAAUGUAGCGAAGUUGAAGCACCAAAUGCGGGAGCGUUGGUUGUAGAAACAGACGGCAUUUCUUCCUACGCGACCAUAACGUGCCAGGGGGGAUUCACGUUGAACGGCCUAGACGUAAUCUCAUGCGACGACAAAGGAUCAUGGGGGUCUGCAGUUCCCGAAUGUGUUUCAUGUGUGGACAUCUUGGCACCCUCGAGUGGUCAUGUGUCUUUCUCUACGAAUGGCAGCGUUACCAUGGCUACCUUUUCUUGUCUAUCCGGUUAUUAUCUCGUGGGAGAAGAAAUAAACACUUGCUCAAAAAAUGGAAGUUGGAUAUACCAAAGACCAUCAUGUGUCUGUGAAACGCCUUCAAAACCCGUUGAUGGUGCAGUGGAUGCGGACGGAUACACGGCGCAUUAUACAUGUGAGCCGGGUUACACUCUGAACGGAGAACCUGUCCGUGUGUGUGCAAACGACGGGUCAGGAUGGAAUGGAACAAAUCCCGUCUGUAAUGCUUGUGACAGUUUACCUUCGCUAACGGGAGGCAGUUUGUCGAUGGUAACAGAUGGAACAAGUACAUCAGCAAUGUACACCUGCAAUACUGGAUAUUCACUCAGCGGAACGACCACCCUGCAGUGCCGGUCUGAUGGCUCGUGGGAUAUACAACCUCCCGAGUGCACGUCUUGCGCUGCCAUCGCACCAGUGGACCAUGGCUCAAUAGAUCUUUCUUCAAACGGAAGUCACACUUGGGUGGAGUACUCGUGCAAUCUUGGAUUCUCUUUGAAAGGGUUUCAAAUAAGUACCUGCCGUCCAAGCGGGGAUUGGGACUUUGUAGCGCCGAUCUGUGUGCAGUGCGACGACCUACCAGAUGUCAGUAGCGGAUUUUACUUCAUGUCUACGACCGGCAUAGAAACGACAGUGAGUUAUUCCUGCGCCUCCGAAUAUCAUUUACAGGGAGACGCUUCUCGCACAUGCGGAUCCGACGGCACCUGGGAUAGCAAUGAGCCAACAUGCGUGUGCAAUAGUAUUGGAGCUCCAGCAAACGGUAGCUCAGUUGUGUCAGCGGACGAUCGGCUCACAACGUUCACCUGUGACGUAGGUUUCACGUUGAAGGGCGACACCGUAUUAGCCUGUGGAGAGGACUCUUCUGGCUGGAACGGAACAACGCCUUUUUGUGAGGCAUGCGCAGAGUUUCCAAUGGUCAAUGGCGGAAGCUACAAUGUUUCCACUGACGGAAGCACCUCUAAAUUAAUUUUCCAAUGUGAUGUUGGUUCAACUCUUAGUGGAGACAGCGAUAUCCAGUGUGGAGAAGAUGGAGUCUGGCAGAUCGCCACAGCGCCAACAUGCGUCGAAUGUCCAGCACUGUCUCCAGCAGAAAAUCAGAGUAUUUCUAUAACCACAGACGGAAUAACCACUUUCGCAUGGUUUACAUGUGACUUGCAUUACAGUCUUGUAGGACACCACGUCAUCGGAUGUACAGAAGAAGGGCAAUGGAAUGCUAGCAGUCCAUCUUGCGAUCUGUGCCCAAGUCUGUUGGAACUAGACGCAGGUUUUGUUGCGUACAACUCCGACGGUGUGGUUACCCGUGCAACAUUCAGCUGCGUUGAUGGAUAUCACUUGAACACGAAUGAAAUUAUUGAAUGUGCCUCGGGAGUAUGGCAAGACCAAGCACCUACUUGUGUAUGUGAAGCACAGUCAAUACCAGAGCACGGCAAUAUGACACUAUCGGAAGACCUGAUGGUGGCAACAUUUACUUGUGACUUGGGUUACAUUCUCGUUGGAAGUUCCAAUUCUGUUUGUCAGUCAGACGGCACUGGUUGGAAUAAUGUUCCGCCAAGUUGUAAGCUUUGUGCUGAUAUACCAGCUAUAGAAUCGGGUUCAGGACUUCUUUCAACUGACGGAUUACAAACAACAGUUACAUUUCAAUGUGAAGCCGGUUCUUCUCUUAGUGGCGCUAAUACAGCACAAUGUGGGAUAGACGGAACGUGGUCUAUCGAAGCACCGAGUUGUGUAACAUGUCCAACGCUAAAUGCUCCCGAUAGCGGCAGUUUUGUCUUGGUUACUGAUGGUAUGGUAACGAGGACAGAAUAUUCGUGUGUUGAUGGUUACUACCUGGACGGGAACAGUUCACGUGAAUGCCUGUUGUCAGGAUCUUGGACGGGAGUUCAGCCCAAAUGCCGCUGCAUUUUACCGUCGAACCCAGUAAACGGUGCAGUCGAAUAUGGCAACAGCAGCGAUAACCUUGACACUGCUGUGCAUAGCUGUUCGGCAGGUUUCUCAUUGUACGGAGAUGGAUUACGGUAUUGCCAAUCAGACGGAUCAGGAUGGAACGGAACUGCACCUACCUGCGUCACAUGUUCAACCAUUGCCACCGUGUCUGGCGGAAGCGUAAGCUUAAAAACUGACGGCGAAACCACCUCGGCUACUUUUACAUGCGGGGAAGGGUACACGCUAACGGGUGAAGCAGACAUCGUCUGCAGAAAUGACGGAUCUUGGGACUUUCAGGCCCCUGAAUGCGCACCAUGUUUCGCUCUGGCUCAACCUACUGGAGGUAUUCUACAAUAUACGACAGACGGCGCAGCCACAAAUGCCGGAAUUACCUGUAACAACGGUUACACCCUUCUUGGAGCACAGAAUCUUACCUGCCGUGCAGAUGGUUCAUGGAAUUUUCAGCCGGGGACAUGUGUGAAAUGUCCUGACCUUGAGGACAUUAGCAGUGGCGUUUUAUCAAUGUCAACGGACGGAUCUGUUUCCGUAGCAGAUUACGUUUGUGCAUCUGGAUACGAUUUGGAUGGACUCAGUGAAAUAGUUUGCCUUACCGACGGUUCCUGGUCGGACCAACCCCCUGUUUGCAAAUGUGAAUCUCCGCCCCAAAUAUUACACGGCACUUAUACAAUCUCCAGCGACGGACAGACUGUCACCUACAGUUGUGAAAGUGGCAGCGCUUUGGUCGGCAACACCUCCCAGAUGUGUGACACCGCGGGAGCAGGCUGGCUUGGCACUCAACCGGAGUGUUUCGUCUGUGAUUCACUGACAAACCUUGCAAAUGGUUUUAUAAAUCUCACUACGGAAGGUCGAACAACGUCGGUUGUAUUUACAUGUGAAGUUGGGAACACUUUAGCAGGAGCUUCUGUUGCUUCGUGUCAAUCCGAUGGCACAUGGGAUAUACAGCAACCAUCGUGUGUAUCCUGUUCUGGAUUAAGUGUGAUAGGCAACGGGACUAUGACGAUGAGUUCCAAUGGCACUUUGACGCUAGCGAAACACACAUGUGACCUUGGUUUUACACUGGUAGGGACAGACACACUUGUGUGCUCUGAAUCUGGAUCUUGGUCAUCUAGUCAGCCGGUUUGUGUUGCAUGUCAGCAGCCAACUAUUUUGGAAAACGGUAACUUUGUGAUAAGUACCGAUGGGCAACAGACAACCGCAAACUAUUCGUGUCAAUCUGACUAUACCCUCGUUGGAGACGACGUCCAGUAUUGUGGAAAUGAUGGCUCAUGGACGGUCAACAUGCCUACUUGCGUUUGUUCUACCUUUCACACGCCGACAAACGGAGACAUUGAAAUAUCCGAUGCCGGAACUACGGCAACGUACACAUGUGGCGAAGGGUAUACGCUAAGCGGAGUAGCGCUCCAACAAUGUGGAAGUGUUGAGGAUGUACUGGCCGGAAACUCAUCUCCUUCUUGUGUAACUUGCUCAACGCUGGAUUACGUUUCUGGGGGUAAUGUGAAUAUUUCCACCGACGGCGUCACGACAACAGCAACGUUUACGUGCGAAGAUGGGUAUACGUUACAGGGAGACUCGGAGAUCACCUGCCGGAGUGAUGGAUCAUGGGACCUGCAGGCUCCAGAGUGCGUGUCAUGCAGCUCUCUAACUCAGCCAUCGGACGGUUCUCUAAGUUAUUCCACGGAUGGGACAGUUUCAACGGUUACUAUUUUAUGUGACGUUGGAUCAACUUUGAAUGGUGCACAGAAUCUUACAUGCCGCUCAGAUGGGUCUUGGAAUAUUCUGCCUGGAACAUGUGUGAAAUGCCCAAGCCUUCAAACCCCUGACAGUGGCACGCUUUCCAUUAUGACGAAUGGUUAUGUUACCAUGGCAACCUAUGCAUGCAAUUCUGAGUACUAUCUUGAUGGAUCAAGUGACAUAGUUUGCCAGACCGACGGAACAUGGUCUGAUCAACCACCUGUUUGCAAAUGUGAAGCUCCGCCCUCAAUACAGAACGGAUCCUACUCAAUCUCCAGUGACGGACAGACUGUUACUUACAGUUGUGAUGUUAGCAGCGCAUUGGUCGGAAACGUGUCACGGAUAUGUGACUCCGAGGGAACAGGCUGGCUAGACACACAACCUGAGUGCGUCGUCUGCGACUUGCUAUCAAGCAUAACCAAUGGUGCUGUCAAUCUCAAUACGGACGGUGAAACUACGUCAGCUACCUUUACAUGUGGUGUUGGUCAUACUCUAGUUGGUGAUGCUGUUGCCUCUUGUUCACCGGACGGCUCUUGGGAUCUUCAACAACCAAUAUGUGUGUCCUGCCCUGAAUUAAAUACAAUAGACAAUGGGAGCCUAUCCAUGAGCUCCAAUGGCACUGUGACAAAGGGAGAGCACAGAUGUGAUCUUGGUUUCACCCUAGUUGGAACAGCUAUUCUUUCGUGUUCUGACUCUGGAGUGUGGUCAUCCAGUCAACCGUUUUGUGUUACAUGCCUACCACCAGCUGUUGUUGAGAACGGUAACUUUACGAUACGUUCAAACGGACUCGAAACAAGUGCGAUAUACUCUUGUGAUGCCGACUAUACACUCGUAGGAGACGAAGUUUUGUAUUGUGCAAGUGACGGCUCUUGGGCAGGCAACAUUCCUGUUUGCGUAUGUUCGUCCUUUCAAAUGCCGACAAAUGGAGGCAUUCAAAUAUCUGCUGACGGCACGACUGCAACGUACACCUGUGGUGAUGGAUAUGCGCUCAAUGGACAGACGAUGCAACAGUGUGGCAGUGUCGAGGACUUAUUGUCUGGAAGCCUACCUCCAACAUGUGUACCUUGCUCGACAUUGGACUUCGUUUCCGGUGGAUCAGUAAAUAUUUCUACUGACGGCGUAACAACGAUGGCAAGUUUUACAUGCGGUGAGGGAUACACGCUACAGGGAGACUCAGAUAUUUCCUGUCGGAGCGAUGGAUCCUGGGAUUUCCAAGCUCCCGGGUGUGUUUCGUGCAAUCCUCUGACGCAGCCGGCGGGCGGAACGCUAAGUUACUCAACAGAUGGUACGGUGACUGAGGUAUCUGUGUUGUGUAACACUGGAUACAGUUUGAAUGGUGCAAGGAAUCUUACAUGUCGAGCAGAUGGAUCUUGGAAUCUCAAACCUGGAGUGUGUGUUUCUUGCCCAACCCUGACCGACCCAUACAGUGGUACAGUUGAUUUAGAAACGGAUGGUACAACCACCAAGGCUACGUAUAUGUGUGCUGCUGGCUACUAUUUGGAUGGAACGGACAGCCUUACCUGCCAAACCAACGGAUUUUGGUCAGACGUGGCUCCUAUUUGCAAGUGUGAAGAACCACCCGUUUUAAACCUCGGAAGUUUUAACAUAUCUGUGGAUGGGCUAAUGGUGACUUACAGUUGUGAAGUGGGUAGCUCCAUGUUCGGCGAUACUUCACAGAUGUGUGACACCGCAGGGGCAGGCUGGCUGGGAGAACAGCCGGAGUGUUCUACAUGCGAUCCAUUGGGCUCUGUUCAAAACGGAACAUACCACUUUACCACUAAUGGUGAGGCGACAUUGGCGACUUUCACUUGCGAUGUAGGAAACACUGUAUCCGGAGUAUCCGUCACCACCUGUCUCAGCGAUGGCUCUUGGGAUCUGCAAGUGCCAACCUGUGUGUGUUCAUCAUUCCAAUCUCCCUUGAACGGCGAUCUGAAGAUCUCGGAGAACGGAACAGGCGCCAUAUAUACCUGUGCAGAGGGAUUCUCUCUCAGUGGAGAGGCACAACAAGUCUGUGAAACUGUUGAUGCUCAGCUUGCCGGCAACGACCCACCGACUUGUGUGGGGUGUGCGACGCUCCAAGCAACCAACGCAUUUACUAAUGCCAGUACGGAUGGGUUGACGACCGUCAUGGAAUUUACUUGUGAUGUCGGUUACACUUUGGUCGGGUCAUCUAGUACACAGUGCCGUAGCGAUGGUUUAUGGACAAAUGACCCGCCUUCUUGUGCAAGAUAA